Messenger RNA from Poecile atricapillus (Black-capped chickadee), 4017 nucleotides. RefSeq names its product inositol polyphosphate-4-phosphatase type I A (gene INPP4A). Gene Ontology annotation, molecular function: phosphatidylinositol-3,4-bisphosphate 4-phosphatase activity. The record is from RefSeq and is a predicted model, not a curated record. NCBI's taxonomy places the organism in Eukaryota, Metazoa, Chordata, Aves, Passeriformes, Paridae. The transcript has 28 exons. Gene Ontology annotation, cellular component: cytoplasm. The coding region runs from base 547 to 3540 and encodes 997 amino acids.
CUAGCGUUCAGAUGGAGCAGCUCUGGCAACAGAAGAAGCAGGUUAUAUUAUUGAUUACCUGCUGCAGCAGACACUUGCACCAAGAUUUUUUUUUACGAGCACAGAUGAAACAGAGGAGGCUCUACUGAGCGCUGCUAUUUUUAUUAGUAUUGCUUUCUUAAGACUUCAUUAAAAAAAGAACAGGAUACACAUGCUGAAUUUCAUUUGUGACAGGUGGAGUAAGAGCCUGGGCACCUGACUCUGGCAUCAGUGCUGAAUGCCUGAAACUGGAUGGUGCUACAGCCUCAGCUUAGGAAGUAAUGCAACAACUUUACCUAUGAAGAGGGAGUUCAGCAAUGGAAGAUUUUGAAGGAGAAAGGCCUUUAUGAGGAUGUGGAUUUAACUGAUAUUAUGACAUACAAAAUCCCUCCCCACAUGAGGAAAAGAGCCCUCUCAUGGUAAUGUUAGAGGAAUAGCAGCUGGAGACAACCUGCUGCACUCUGCUACUCUGUGAGACAAACAUCAGUAAAGCCAAGCAGCAAGAAAAGAAGGGCUCUUCAUGAGAAAAUGACAGCAAGAGAACACAGCCCCCGCCAUGGUGCCAAAUCCCGCACUGUGCAGAGGGCCUCCACCAUUGAUGUCACCUCUGACAUGGUUGGCCUUUCUCUGACAGGAAACAUUCAGGAUCCAGAUGAGCCGAUUUUAGAGUUCAGUUUAGCUUGCAGUGAGCUGCUAACUCCAUCGCUAGAUCGAAAACCAAAUAGUUUUGUAGCAGUGAGUGUAACUACACCUCCCCAGGCAUUCUGGACGAAGCAUGCACAGACAGAAAUUAUUGAGGGAACAAGUAAUCCUAUCUUUCUAAGCAGCAUUGCCUUUUUCCAAGACUCUCUUAUCAAUCAAAUGACACAAAUCAAACUCUCCGUGUAUGACGUCAAAGAUAGAUCUCAGGGAACAAUGUAUUUGUUGGGUUCUGGGACGUUCACUGUAAAGGAUCUUCUUCAGGAGAAGUACCACAGGUUGCACAUAACACUAAGGUCCUCCUCCAAAAAAAUCUCAACGCAGAGUAUUUGUUGCAGGUCGGCUGAAAGUGACCGUGUUGGUAACAUCACAGUUAUUGGAUGGCAGAUGGAGGAAAAAUCUGACCAAAGGCCUCCAGUGACAAGGUCACCUGAUACAAUUAAUGGAAGGACUGUGUUGCCAGUUGAUGAAAGUUUAACAGAAUCCUUAGGAAUCAGAUCCAAAUAUGCUUCAUUGCGGAAGGAUGCACUAUUGAAAUCUGUGUUUGGUGGUGCCAUUUGCCGAAUGUACCGUUUCCCAACCACUGAUGGAAACCACUUGAGAAUCUUGGAGCAGAUGGCAGAGAGCAUCCUGUCACUGCACAUCCCUAGACAAUUUGUGAAGCUGCUUCUAGAAGAAGAUGCAGCAAGGGUUUGUGAACUAGAAGAACUGGGAGAACUGUCUCCUUGUUGGGAAAGCCUUCGUCGACAAAUAGUUACACAGUACCAAACAAUUAUUUUAACUUACCAGGAAAAUCUAACUGACCUGCACCAGUAUAAAGGUCCUUCAUUUAAAGCCAGUAGCUUGAAAGCUGAUAAAAAAUUGGAAUUCGUUCCUACGAAUUUACAUAUACAGAGGAUGAGAGUCCAGGAUGAUGGAGGAUCAGAUCAGAACUACGACAUAGUCACCAUAGGAGCACCAGCAGCUCAUUGUCAAGGCUUUAAAUCAGGUGGCUUGCGGAAAAAGCUGCAUAAAUUUGAAGAGGCAAAGAAACACAGUUAUGAGGAGUGUUGCACUUCAACAAGUUCCCAGUCUAUAAUAUACAUCCCACAGGACAUUGUUAGAGCAAAGGAAAUUAUUGCACAAAUCAACACUCUGAAAACGCAAGUCAGUUACUAUGCAGAAAGACUCUCAAGAGCUGCCAAGGAUAGAUCAGCUAAUGGCCUUGAAAGAACACUUGCCAUCCUAGCAGAUAAGACCCGGCAACUUGUCACAGUCUGUGACUGCAAGCUGUUGGCAAAUUCGAUACAUGGAUUGAAUGCUGCAAGGCCAGACUAUAUAGCUUCAAAAGCAUCUCCAACCUCUGGAGAAGGGGAACAAGUGAUGCUAAGGAAUGAUCAAGAUACACUUGUGGCCAGAUGGACAGGAAGAAAUAGCCGAUCUUCUCUGCAGGUGGACUGGCAUGAAGAAGAAUGGGAGAAAGUUUGGUUGAAUGUCGACAAAAGUCUGGAAUGUAUCAUACAGAGAGUGGACAAACUUCUCCAGAAGGAGCGCCUGCAAAGUGAUAGCUGUGAAGACGUUUUCCAGUGUGACGUCAGCAGUAGUAGUAAGAAAGGUAAUCGGGACAGUCGUGCCUACUGGAUAAAUCCAGAAGAUUUAAAUGAAAUCUCAUCAUCCUCACCAUCUUCAUCAUCCUCACCACCAUCUUCAUCCACACCAUCCUGUGCAUGCCAGUCUCUCAAGACAAAUUGCAGCCCUACUCCGGAAGAAUCUGCCCCAGGUGAAUGGAGUGAAGCUCUUUAUCCCUUGCUGACCACACUCACUGACUGUGUAGCCAUGAUGAGCGACAAGGCAAAGAAAGCCAUGGUCUUUUUAUUAAUGCAGGACAGUGCCCCGACAAUAGGGCUCUGCCUGAGCCUUCAGUAUCGCAGGGAUGUUGUCUUCUGCCAGACUCUGACAGCUCUCAUUUGUGGUUUCAUUAUCAAACUGAGGAACUGCCUGCAUGAUGAUGGAUUUCUAAGACAACUCUACACCAUUGGCUUGCUGGCACAGUUUGAGAGCCUGCUGAGCACUUAUGGUGAGGAGCUGGCAAUGCUGGAGGACAUGAGUUUGGGAAUCAUGGACUUGAGGAAUGUAACCUUUAAAGUAACUCAGGCUACGUCGAAUACAUCUACUGACAUGCUGCCAGUCAUCACUGGAAAUCGUGAUGGAUUUAAUGUGAGGAUCCCUCUGCCAAGCGCCUUGUUUGAUUUGUUGCCACGUGAGAUUCAAAGUGGAAUGUUACUGAGGGUUCAGCCUGUUCUUUUCAACGUGGGAAUCAAUGAGCAGCAAACCCUAGCAGAGAAGUUUGGAGACACCUCACUGCAAGAAAUAAUUAACAUGGAAAGCUUAGUGCGGUUGAAUUCAUAUUUUGAGCAGUUCAAGGAAGUUUUGCCUGAUGAUUGUCUACCUCGAUCUCGUAGUCAGACGUGCCUGCCUGAACUGUUAAGAUUUCUGGGACAAAAUGUACAUGCAAGGAAAAACAAGAAUGUUGAUAUCCUUUGGCAAGCUGCUGAGAUAUGCCGCAGACUUAACGGUGUUCGAUUUACGAGCUGUAAAAGUGCCAAGGAUAGGACUGCCAUGUCCAUCACCCUGGAGCAGUGUUUGAUCCUACAGCAUGAACAUGGAAUGGCUCCACAGGUCUUCACUCAGGCUCUGGAGUGUAUGAGGAGUGAGGGUUGUCGCCGAGAAAAUACAAUGAAGAAUGUUGGAUGUCGCAAGUAUGCAUUUAAUUCCCUGCAACUGAAGGCUUUCCCAAAGUAUUACAGGCCUCCAGAAGGAACUUAUGGAAAAGUUGAAACAUAAGCAUACUAUGUCCUUUAAUUGCUGUUCCAUUAAAACCUGUGGAUACACUCUAGAUUAACACAUGAUUUUGUCAUCCAGAAGAGAUAAAUAACCUUUUUGUACGUUUCGCUAGGUCAUACAGAGCAUGUUACCGAAUUGGAAUCUAUAGUAACAAUUAUUCUGACACCUUAGCUUGAGAAUAGUGUGAUGACUCUCUGCCCGUUUCAAUAGCCUUCAGUGUAUGUAAGAUGAGCAGAUAUUGUGCUACUUAAUUAUUACCUAUAUGCAAAUAGCUAGGUACCUCCUGGAUGGGCAAGGACUCUAGGAUCGGCAUUUAGGCAGCUGUUUCCAUAACAUCUUUUUAUACUGAGUUGAUUUGAGAUUGAGCUUUUCCUAAACUUUUUAAAACUGAGAGUAAAAUUCAAAACUUGUAAAUAAAAAGGAUCCUAGACAGUUUAGUAACUGUAGAACAUUGUUACAAUCAAUAAAAGGGGGUUU